Molecule: messenger RNA, 2394 nt
Organism: Stomoxys calcitrans (stable fly)
Lineage: Eukaryota; Metazoa; Arthropoda; Insecta; Diptera; Muscidae
Exons: 2
Coding region: 1-2394 (797 amino acids)
Molecular function (GO): nucleic acid binding
Source: RefSeq, a predicted model, not a curated record
AUGAUUGAGCCAAGGAUAAAUGGUGUAAAAAUUCAAAUGGAGUUGGAAACUGGCGCACCAUGUGGUAUAAUGAGUAGAAAUACAUUUCGAUCACGGAUUGGGAACCAGAGGCUACUAAAGACUGACCGGCGUUUUGCAAGUUACACUGGGCAUAGAAUAGAGUGUGUUGGGCGUGUAGCCGUCAAUGUGUCUGUUGGUCUAUCUACUCGCAAGCUGAACUUGUAUGUCGUCGAUGGUGAUUUCGACGCGCUAUUUGAAAGGGAGUGGAUUUCUCAAUUUGUGAAUGAGAUUGAUUUUGUCAGAUUGUUUUCUUCGGAGCCUGUCAUGAGUAUUAAAACUGCCACACCGCAUUUAUCACCUGAGGAGCUGAGUAGACUACAGAGUACAUUAUCAAAGUUUGACGGAAUAUUUGGAGAUACUGCUGGUAAGUUGGAUUUUCCACCAGUAAAAUUGAAUUUGCGUCCGGACGUUAGACCAGUUUUUGCCAAGGCCAGAGAUGUUCCAUUUGCAUUAAGGAGUAUAUACGCCGCGGAAAUUGAUAAGAAAAUAGCUUCUGGGUUUUACAAGAAGGUCGAUUUCUCAGAGUGGGCAUCGACUACUCAUAUAGUUUCUAAGAAGGAUGGUGGCAUACGUAUAACGGGUAACUACAAACCGACGGUUAACCCUAGAAUUAUAAUAGAUGAACAUCCCAUCCCAAAACACGAAAAUUUAUUUAACAACAUGCACGGGGCAAAGCUGUUCUGCCAUUUGGAUAUAACAGAUGCAUAUUCGCAUCUGCAGAUUGAUGAUGAAUUGGCGCAUGCACUUACGCUAAAUACCCCCACACACGGGUUAAUACGACCAACAAGGGCUGUUUAUGGGGCUGCCAAUAUACCAGCUAUUUGGCAAAGGACUAUGGAGACCAUCCUGCAGGGCAUAAACAAUGUGUGCAACUUCUUCGACGACAUAUUGAUAUAUGCCGAUAGUUUUGAUAACUUAUUAGCAACUCUGGAGGCGACAUUAACCCGUUUGAGAGAAAAGGGUUUAAAACUUAACAGAUCCAAGUGUGUGUUCGCGGCUCCAGCGGUUGAAUUUCUUGGGCACAAGAUUGAUGAGUAUGGCGUUCAUAAGUCAGAUAGACAUGUAGCGGCAGUAAGAGAUGCACCAAAACCAAGUAACCAUGACGAACUGCAAUUGUUUCUUGGAAAGGCUAAUUAUUAUGCAUCUUUUAUAGCAGAUUUAUCUACAAAGAGCAGGCCGUUGCGUGAUGUAAUAUCACAAAAGCCUUUUAAGUGGACAGUGAAUGCGGAAAAAGCGUACAUUGAUAUUAAAAAUGCACUAAUAUCUGAUCAAGUCUUAAUGCCCUACGAACCGUCGGCACCACUACUGCUAGCAACAGACGCGAGUGGCAUUGGCUUAGGCGCCGUUUUAUCGCAUAGAUUGCCUGAUGGACGCGAAAGGCCUAUUGCCUUUGCUACCAGGACUUUGACAGCGACCGAACGUAAGUAUCCUCAAAUCGAUAAGGAGGCACUAGCCAUUGUUUGGGCGGUAAAUAAGUUCUUUCUUUAUGUGUAUGGCCGCCACUUCACCCUUAUUUCGGACCAUAAACCGUUGACACAGAUACUGGAUCCGUCGAAGUCUUUGCCAGUUUUAUGCAUAAGCCGUAUGGCCAACUACGCUAAUUUUUUGGCGAAUUUCAAUUUCACUGUCGAGUUCAAGACAACGAAGGCAAAUGCGAACGCCGACUACUGUUCUAGAGCAAUGCGAGUGGACGAAGCUUGUAACACAAUUACUGAAUAUGACGACUUCGAUGGAUUUCUAAUUAACCAAAUAGAUCAACUUCCUACUAAUGCUACUAAGAUUGCAUCCGAAACAAGGAAAGAUAAGAAAUUAGGUCCAAUCUUACGAAUUUUAGAGAGUGGUAAAUCUCUCCAAGCACAUGGGUAUAGAUCUCCCGAGAUUAAUUACAGGUUAUCAGGAGGAUGUCUCAUCUUUGAACAUCGAGUGGUGAUUCCAGAAACGCUACGUGUGAAAAUUCUACAGGAUUUGCAUUCGGCUCACUUAGGGAUCGUAAAAAUGAAAGGCAUUGCAAGGUCAUUCGUUUACUGGCCUGGAAUUGAUAAGGAAAUUGAGAAUGUUGCGAAAAGCUGCAAGGACUGUGCAGAAAAUGUAAACGAUCCACCAAAGUUUAGAGACCACCACUGGCAAUAUCCGAAAUCACCAUGGGAGCGCAUACACGUAGAUUAUGCUGGACCUUUCUUAGGAUCCAUGUUACUAAUAGUAACAGAUGCUUACAGUAAGUGGAUUGAGGUGAAAGUGACACCUACCAGCACAUCGAGCGCUACGAUCACCAUUCUAGAUGAAUUAUUCGCCACUUAUGGAAAUUCAAAGACUACCACACAAAGAUUGGAAUGA